AUGGUGAAUGCUGCUCUUGGGAUCAUUGGUUACUAUUCUCAACCUUGUCUUUUACACUACAGUGUCAAAGAAAGAACAAAAAAACAAGGCUCUUUGAAGAACCGUUAUGUAGAAAAUGGAAUAGUGUUUCUUCCUCUUAAGCAGAGCUUGGAUGAAGCUAUCAAGAGCCAGGAGAUUGGACUCUUUGGAAGCCUCUUCGAAUUCAUCCCAGGAGACUACAGCAAACGCGUGUACCAGGGGGUGAGAGUGAAGCACACAGUCAAAGACCUCCUGGCAGAAAAACGGUCCAAACAGACAAGUAACUCAAGAUUCAAUGGUGCCGUCAGCUCCUCUCAGUCUGCAUUUGCCCAGAUGCCAGGCUCGCCGGCCAUGUCGGGCUACUACGGCGUCAGGAGGUCCUUCCUGUCGGACUCCGACUUCCACAGCAGCAAACCGUUUCCAAACGACGGCUACACCCCGAGCGUGGCGAAGCCCUUCCCCUGCGAGGCCCCGCUGGAGCCCUGCUUCCCCGAGCCCUACGCGGACUACCGCUCCCCGGCGCUGGGCCCCGGCGCGGGCUCGCUGCUCGGCGCCUCCCCGCUGCCGCCGCCGCCGCUGCUGCCGCCGCCCUUCCCGGGAGACCCCGCUCACUUAGUGCUUAGGGACUCGUGGGAGCAGACGGUGCCCGAGGGUCUCAGCCAGCCAGAGCCCCUGCCCGCCGACGCCCUGCAGGCCUUGCCACCCAGCGCCAGCUGCCUGUCCCAGAUGGAGCCAGGAGGCGCCACCCAGCACAGGAGCUCGAGCUGGGCGCCCUCGCUGGCGGGGGCCCAGUCCUACUCGCUGCACACGCUGGAGGAGCUGCAUCACACAGCCGGGUACCCCACCCCGCCUCCCUACCCCUUUGCUCCUUUCAUGACCAUGGCAAACGAUCUACCGCCCAAGGUGGUGUCGCUCGCCCCCGACGAGGGGGCCGACCCCUCUCCUCUUCACGACCCUUCAGCUUGGACCAAAGACGACGGCAGCAUGGCCUGGGGGUCGUAUGAGUGCCGCAGAGCCUACUGACGGGGUGGUCCCAGGACUGCCCCGCUUCUCUGUCAGGUGGGCUCUGUGUUCCACAGAUGGCUGUCGGGUGUCAGCCUGCUCGGGAGGAGCCGUAAUGCCACACCUUGUGAGGGGACAGCAGCGCUGACUUGUAUCGCUCCCCGCCAGAACCCCGCUG
Lepus europaeus (European hare) is the source of this 1198-nucleotide messenger RNA. RefSeq names its product POU class 2 homeobox associating factor 2 (gene POU2AF2). Lineage: Eukaryota; Metazoa; Chordata; Mammalia; Lagomorpha; Leporidae. Bases 1 to 1041 code for a protein of 346 amino acids. Gene Ontology annotation, molecular function: POU domain binding; DNA binding. The transcript has 6 exons. The record is from RefSeq and is a predicted model, not a curated record.